Chelmon rostratus (copperband butterflyfish) is the source of this 4671-nucleotide messenger RNA. It is a transcript of the gene gpc5c, whose product is annotated as glypican 5c. Gene Ontology annotation, biological process: positive regulation of canonical Wnt signaling pathway; regulation of protein localization to membrane; cell migration. The coding region runs from base 236 to 2074 and encodes 612 amino acids. NCBI's taxonomy places the organism in Eukaryota, Metazoa, Chordata, Actinopteri, Chaetodontiformes, Chaetodontidae. The transcript is spliced from 9 exons. Gene Ontology annotation, cellular component: extracellular region; plasma membrane; cell surface. The record is from RefSeq and is a predicted model, not a curated record.
GGCGUGAGCCCACACCACUCUUCCUCUGUCCAAGAGAAGACCCCAGACCUCUGCUGUGAGGCGCUCACACUCACCCCAACCAAUAAUGUGAAAAUCAGACGGAAACGUUUGUCAGAUGUUUAAACUCAUCGUCGCUUCAUUGUACUUGAGUGCCGUCUAUUUUCAACACUGUCACACAGUUUGCAGUCAGGCUACAGUCGGCUAUCCACAAGGAUACCCGGUGUGAGAUGCGGCAAUGUCCCGAGGAAUAUGCCCACGCGUGAACUCUUGCGGAUCCCUCUGGAUUGUGUCAGCGGUCAUAUUUGCGGCCAGUGUGAUCGACGUGGACGCGUACAGCUGUCAUGAAGUGAGGACCGCUUUCCAGCUGCGGCAGGUCGGGCCGCUGCACCGCGUACCGGAGACACCUGGCACAGAUGUGGAUCUGUUGGUUUGUAAGCACCAGGGUCCGUCCUGCUGCACCCGGAAGAUGGAGGAGAGCUACCAGUUUGCAGUCAAAAGAGAAACCGUCCACAACAUUCACUCCUACAGUUAUGAGCUCGAACACCUCCUCUCAGGCCACUCGGAUGCCUUCCAGGACAUGUUCCAGUACCUUCUCUCCUUCUCUCAGGGCCACUUGAGUUCUCUGUUGGAGGGAACCUACACACCCCUGUCCCGCCACGCCCUACCCCAUGUUAACCAACUCUUCUCCUCGCUCUCCCUCUACCUCCGUGGGGCCAACGUCUCCGUGGAGGCGUCAGUUAACCAAUUUUUUAACAACCUCUUUCCACUUGUCUACACGCGGCUCAUCAAUCCAGGCAUUGAGAGCAGCAUGAUGAUGGGCAAUGAAAUGGGUGACUGUCUCCGUAUGAUCAGGCAGGAUGUCAACCCGUUCGGGCCUCAUCCGGCCGUCAUGGCCCAAGAGGUGGCAGGGGCACUGGGAGCCGGGCGGCAACUGGGCCUGGCCCUGGAGGAGGGUAUGGAGGUGAUGAAUGCCACCGAACAUGUCAGCCUGAGCAAGGAGUGUGUGAAGAGCCUGGUGAAGAUGGUGUACUGCUCCCAUUGCAGGGGCUUGACGCUGAUCAAGCCCUGCGUGGGCUACUGUCUGAAUGUCAUGCGAGGCUGCUUGGCCAGCGUGUCAGAGCUGGAUCAGCCUUGGAGGAGGUAUACCAACCUGUUGGAGCAACUAACCCACGCCAUGGCUGGGCAUCACAGUCUGGAACUAGCCCUUCUGGGGGUCAGGGGGCAUGUUAAUGAGGCCUUGCUCUACGCACAGCUCCACGGACCACUCAUCACUGCCACAGUGGACAAGGUGUGUGGCCUGUCUACUGGAGAACCAACAAGCAUGCAACCUACCAGCCCAGAGGUCACAACCUCUACCGUGACCUCAUCUUCUCCUCUUCCAUCUGCCGCCCCCUCCAAACCUCUACCAGAGCAGUGGCUGGGGCAGUUAGCCCACAUGCGGAGCUCGUUCCCCCUGAAACCCUCCAAGAACAAUAAACAUAGUCUGAGAACACUCUCUAGGGAGUUCUUGAUGUACCUGCAGCGCUACAAGUCUUUCUUUGCAGCAUUGCCGGAGAUGCUGUGCGAAGGGGAGAAUGUAGUUGACGACUCCACGUGCUGGAGCGGCGAUGAUGUUGUGGAGAGCUAUUCUGGCAGAGUUGUAGGAAACGGUCUGCACGCCCAGAGGCAAAACCCAGAGGUCAAAGUUCGCAGCCCAAACCCUGCACUGGCUGAGGCCAAGGAGAGGUUGGAGCGCUUCAUCCAGGAGACCCAGGAGAGGUUUCCAAAACUGGGCCAGAUGGAGGUCUGGGAGGAGAUGGGCAGUGGGGAAACAGAGGAGGGAAGCAGCACAGACUGUGAUGAUGAAGAUGGAUGUCAAGCCUCAGGAGAUGGUCAGAGCCAGACCUCACACACAGAUGCCCCCAGUGAAGGGAAGCCCAUUGCGAGACAGCCCGCAGGUGGCAGCCCCCAUGAGAACCCUUCCAAGCCCCCCUCAGUGAAGGUGAUAGGGGGCUCGGCGUCUGUCAGCUGGGUGCGACCCUGGAGCCUUGCAUUGCUCUUUGCUGCGCUGAGCUUGCAGUGGACCCUGUUCUGAUGCCAGCUCCUUCAAUGAAACCGCCACCCAACCCUGCCUCUCUAGGAACCACACACAUGCACACAGACACCCAUAUCAUAUACAUAUCGCUCAUAGUAUCCUUACUCCUGUCCUCAGCGUACAUGGAUGGAUGGUAACGGGGAAAAAUAAGAAUGGAAAACAAGACGGGGUGUGGAAGAAAAGAGGACGCGGUUGAAGGAGACUUGGGGGGGGGGGCUCUUUGAGGAACUCCUUGUCUUGCAGCAUCACCAGUGUGGGAGAGUUUGCACAAGCUAAUCUCAUGCACGCUCAUCUACAAAGAUUAGGCCCGCUGCUUCUCCAAGGCUGUUCUGGGGCUAGACGUUUGUGUACACAGACACUAAACAGCCCAACUUCUUUGUGGCUCGGAACGGGACUGCAUCACUCCGAUUUUACUUAAAAACGCUUACACAGAUGCGGACUCACAUAUACAGCCGUAAAUGCAGCUGUCUUCUCUUUCUGCUGCUGGUUUUUACUUAUCCUUUCUGACAUAAAAAAAAAACAACUCAUCACGGCCACUGCACCACUUGCCAGCCAGGCAGAAGAAUUCAGCUCAUUUGAAAACUCAACUCAUUUUCUUUUCGCGGAUUAAGGAAUGCAUGAUAGAUAGAUAGAUCAAUCCCAGGGGCCUGGCCCAGAACAGCAGAUUUGAUAUACUCUAAUGACUGUGUACCUUGGCAGGGAUUAGAAUGUAAUGAGUUCACAGGUAGAGCACCGGCACACUUGCACGGCUGAACACACUGUGCAGACAAACUAGGUGUGUAUAGUAUGUAACUGUAUAUAAGUGGAAAGAUUUGAUGGAGUGUAUGAGGUUGUGAUUCAACAAAAAGCUCUUAACUGAUUGAGCUGAAUGGGGUUUUCUUUUCUUUUCCCUUAGCUAUGAAUGGACUAUGCUUAUCUCCUCCAUAGAAUACAAUGCAACAACAACAAAAAACACCUAUAGAGAUUUAACUUCUGUAACAAAUAAUGCAGGAAUGCACAUCAUUUUCCAACUCUAGCUCAUGACAGAAAUGGACAAAUUUUGGAUGCUGAACAAAGUUUGUACAUUGUUGAUUUUACUAAUGUUUAUUGUGCAUACAGUUUUGUGUGUUUGCUCGUUGAAUUGCACAUUAAUGCAUGUAUAACCUACCAAGUUAUCAAAAUUGCCUUUUCCAUUACGUCCCGCCGAUGGCGUGACAUCAGGUUUUAUCUCCCUCUCUCGGAUGAUGGUUUGGAACUUGAAAACAAGAGGAAGGUCGAGCUGCACAUACAACACAUGCAGAUUCAAACACACACGCAAAAAAAAAACAACAACAAAAAGAAAACAAGUAGAAUAUUUCUUUCACACUUGGGUGCAUCUAUUGUUUGAUCCAGUACAGUGGUAGCCAUUGUGUAAGUCCCUCUACAUGGAUUUCUCUUACAUUUUGCCAAAUAAGCUCAAAUGUCUCUCCACCCACUCUAAGGCAGACCAUUCCAUGGGAUUCCAACAGAAUAAAAGCAAAUUCUUCUUUGUUUGACUUAUUACUGACUUCUAUAAUGGCUUCCUCUGUAUACCUGUUUUCUCUCUCUCUCUCUUGUGUAGGUGAGGAUGGCUGAUGUACUGGUACAGUAGAGUACUUGUGUGAAUUAGGAUGAAUGUAUGGUCAAUGCUAUGCAGCAGUACUACAGUAUUAAACCUGACAAUGCCUAAAAGCUACACACAUACAGUAUCUAAGCUAAAUAGGUCUAUACACUUACGUGGGUCUAUGUGCAGUGAAAUACCUCUUCCAUUACCUUCAUUACAAACAUUACAGACUCUUCCUCACUGAAAAGUAAUUCACAGUUGACUCUGCUUAAACGUGGAAAAAGAAUGACCUGCUCACUUAAUUGCAAAUACAAGCAGUUGCACAUCUGCAGUUAAUGAAGAGUGGAGAUGACUACGGCUAUGCAAGGUUCUGACGGUCAAAAUGUGUCACAUUUUGUGUUCUGUAACCACAUGUCUUUAGUUCAUAUGAUUUCCUCCAUGUAUGUUUUGCUCCUGACUGUCGAUCGUUGCAGCCACGGAUCACUUACAGCCCCUUACCCUUGCAUGUGUAUAAAUGUACAUAUUUUAAGUCACUUGCCACUUGUUUUGUGUCUCUUUACCUCUCUUUUGUAUCAGUACGAUACAGUGUAGCUGAGCUCUAUUAAAAGUGCUCUGCUUUUUUUGCUUGUCUCGUUAGCCUCUCCUUAAAAAAUAUCAGUCAUAUUAGACAUUGAUAAACACCAGAGAUUAACUUGGAAUUAAUGUUUAUGAAAGGCCCUACACACCUGUGGCACACCCACACAGGUGUUUCACUGAUUUUUCCUGAUUAAUUCUCUUCUUUGGCCUGUGUGGGCUCGUACAGACUGUGCUUGAUUGACAUCCACCUCAUUGCCAUAUUGCACCUGUUAGGGCAGCUUACAUCUUUGUUUGUUCUAUUUGCAGGCAGUGUUACGUGACCUUGUGCAAUUCCCAGCAUAGCUCCACCCAACUUCAAUAAGAGAAGAAGUCUAAUCAACCGUAAUAAGUGAAAACACCUGUAUAGGUGUGCAGGUUCUCAAACAUUUCAUGUUGACAAAACUCACAUUUCCCCUGUCCC